Molecule: messenger RNA, 2037 nt
Organism: Dendrobium catenatum
Lineage: Eukaryota; Viridiplantae; Streptophyta; Magnoliopsida; Asparagales; Orchidaceae
Product: protein trichome birefringence-like 3
Exons: 6
Coding region: 134-1414 (426 amino acids)
Cellular component (GO): Golgi apparatus
Molecular function (GO): O-acetyltransferase activity
Source: RefSeq, a predicted model, not a curated record
UUCAUGUCUUUAACUUCACUCUUACUCAAAAACCACUAAAUACUUGUCAAAAACUAUACACAGCCCAUUCCUCACCCUAUAUGUACUCUCUUUGUCAAUUUUCAUUAGUUCUUUGAGAAGCUACAAAAAUUAAAUGAAGAUACCUAAGGGAAAGCUUCCACUCUCCAUAAUGGCGAUCGUUGUAGCCACUGUGGUAUUUGCAGGUUUAAUUUUCACAGAGGAUCUUUGGGCAAUCACUGGAAGUUCAAUUUUUAAGCACAAAUCCUGUUCUAAGAAGGAAACAGUGACAAAUUCUAGUAAGAAUACGACAGAAGCGAGGGAGAAGCAAAAGGCCACCUCAUUUGACGAUGAUUUCAUUGAAGAAGAUGAGAGUUAUUUUAAUUCUCAUCAAAGUUGCAGCAUAGAGAACGGGAAAUGGGUUUUUAAUACAUCAGCAGAACUAUUUUAUACUGAUGAGAGCUGCCCAUAUUUGGAUAAGCAAAUAGCAUGCUUAAGAAACGGAAGACCUGACAGUGACUACUUGUACUGGGAGUGGCAGCUAGAUGACUGCAUUUUGCCAAAGUUUAAUGCUACAGCUCUCCUUGAGAAACUCAGAGGAAAGAGAUUAAUGUUUUCUGGAGACUCAUUGCAAAGAGAACAAUGGCAGUCCCUUGUCUGCAUGGUAGAGUCUCAUAUACCAUCAGAUAAGAAGUCGAUGAAACGUAGUCCAUCUCUGUCUGUGUUUAAGAUUGAGGAUUACAAUGCUACGAUCGAGUUCUACUGGGCACCUUACCUCAUCGAAUCCAAUUCUGACGAUCCUAUCAUCCCAGAUACAAAAAAGAGAAUAUUAAGGGUGGAUUCAAUCGCCAAACAUGCACAGCAUUGGGUUGGGGUGGACUUCUUAAUCUUCAAUAGUUAUGUUUGGUGGACCAGUGACCCCAAAAUGAAGUCUCUGUGGGGAUCAUUUGCCAAUGGUGAGGAAGGGUAUGAAGAACUGGAUUCUAUCAUUGCUUUCACAAUGGCACUUAAAACAUGGGCCAAUUGGAUAGAUUCCAAUGUGAACCGGAGCAGCACAAGGGUCCUUUUCACCACAGCUUCCCCCACACAUAUGAGGAGCGCAGAUUGGAAAAAAGAGAAACCAACUCGUUGUUCUAACGAGACAAAGCCUGUAACAGGAAGAGGAUACUGGGGAACUGGCUCUAAUAAAAGGAUGAUGGAGGUGGUUUCAAGUAUAGUUGGGAGGAUGAAGUUCCCUGUUACCUUUGUCAAUAUAACACAGCUCUCGGAUUACAGGAAAGAUGGCCAUGUAUCACUUUAUACCGGAGAACUCUCAGACAAGGAGAAGGAUGAUCCAUAUACGUAUGCAGAUUGUAUCCAUUGGUGCUUGCCUGGAGUUCCUGACACAUGGAAUCAAAUAUUGUAUUCAUAUCUGUAAGCUAGGUGAAGCAAGUCUCAGUGCCAUAGCUUGGUUUGAUUCAAAUUCAAGGAAGAUUUUUUGUAUCAAAUUUGAAAACCAAAAUUUUUUUUGUAUUCAACUAUAAGUUACCUAUUUAUUGAUCAAUAAAUCAGGAAAAAAGUGAAGCACAUGUUCCACCUUGAAAAGGAGGAAGAUUUGGUAUUCAUAGUGCUUCAUUAGGCUGGCACGCCAGCCAUGAAUGACUGAGGGGUGAUUAAUGAACAACAAGAGCAGCUCAGCCUGAGGGGUCCAGGUUGUUAAGCCAUUAUUAAAUCCAUUGAAUGAACUUGGCAGAGUUGAAAGCAAAGCUUGGACCAACCAUCAACCUUGGAGAGCCUGCAGAAACACAUUCGAUUUAUGAUCUUGAAAAUUAUGGAAUACGUAUAUGAAAUGAAAUAAGGAAGGAACUAACUCUUUCUCGUGGCAAUAAUAGGCUCCUAAGGAACGUUAGGUAUAAAUAUGCCUCUUCAGUUGUUGUACUUUAUGGGGAGAGAAGAGGUUAGUAUUUUUCAUCAUUUUGUCAGACACCUGAGCAUUAAUAAAAUAAAGUGAAGGAUUCGAAAUCGUUGCAACUACAGUAUGGGAUGCUAUGGCACUUUGAU